Messenger RNA from Melospiza georgiana, 9217 nucleotides. RefSeq names its product family with sequence similarity 171 member B (gene FAM171B). The transcript is spliced from 8 exons. The coding region runs from base 74 to 2470 and encodes 798 amino acids. Lineage: Eukaryota; Metazoa; Chordata; Aves; Passeriformes; Passerellidae. The record is from RefSeq and is a predicted model, not a curated record.
GGGGCCGCGGGUGCGGAGCGCUGCGCCGGCCGCGCUCCCGCAAUAUGCCUCCGCUGCCCGCGGGCUGCUCGCCAUGCCGGGCACCUGCGGGCGCCUCUCCGCGCUGCUCCCGGGGCUGCUGAUGGUGAUGAUGAUGGUGAUGAUGAUGAUGGGGCGGCCGCCCCCCGCCACCGCCGCCGCCGCCACCCGCCCGCAGCAGCAGCGAGCAGCGCUGCCCGGGGGCGCCCCCGCCGCGGCAUCAGGAUCUGUUUUCACCCUAAAAGUUCAAGUAAAUGACAUCAUCAGCCAUCAGUACCUGCGCCAGGCGGUGGUCGAGGUGUUUGUUAACUACACCCUGACAAAUUCCACCCUCACUGGGAACAAUGGAGCAGUGUUGAUAAAAGUCCCCUACAAACUGGGCCUAAGCUUAACUAUUGUCUCGUACAAGGAUGGCUACCUGCUGACACCUUUGCCUUGGAAGACUGCGAGGAUGCCAAUCUACUCAUCCGUGACACUCUCAUUAUUCCCACAAAGUCAAGCUAAUAUAUGGCUGUUUGAAGAUACUGUCUUAAUUACUGGAAAACUGUCUGAUGCCAAAUCCCAACCGAGUGUUCAGUUUCCAAAAUCUUUAAUGAAGCUUCCAUCAAAUCACAUUGCAAAUGUUACAGCCUAUCUGACAGUGCCAGAGCAAUUUUUGAAAGUGGACAGCUUUCUCUAUACGACAGGAAUUAUUCUAAAUAAAUCAGGUUUCAAAAGCAUGGAACUAACUCCUCUUACUGCCAUAUGUGUAAAUGUUCUGUUGGCUGGGAAAGAAGUGAACAUAAAGGGUCCCAUUCAGGUUACCCUUCCUCUUCCCACAACUGCUGUAAAAUCAGGAGAUGCUGUACCUGCCUGGACAUUUGAUAUGAAAAUUGGUGCUUGGGUGAACCGUGGGCUGGGAGUGGUGAAGGAGGUGGAUGGCCAGUCAGUGUGGACAUACACUGCUCAGCACUUGGGCUACUGGAUUGCAGCUCCACUGCCUGGAGCAAGAGAAUCCAUUAUAAGUGCUGUUUCCAAGGACAUAACAGCCUAUCACACCGUGUUCCUUACGGCCAUACUGGGAGGAACUGUUGUCAUUAUCAUUGGAUUUUUUGCUGUUCUUCUUUGUUACUGCAGGGAUAAAUGCCAUCGGACACAGAAGAAGGAAAAAAACUCAACCAAGCUGGAGGUCAUAAAAAAAGACCAGACAACAUCAACAACUCACAUAAAUCACAUCAGUGCUGUCAAAGGGACUUUAAAGCUGGAGGAUAAGUCACAGUUAUAUACACCGAAGAUUUCUUCCUAUAGCCCUCAAAGGAGGCUGUCCAUGGACACAGAAGAUGGAAAAUCACAGGACAAUUUUAAAAUCUACUCAGAGGAUGCUUCUUAUCAGUCCUCCUGUCAGACUGGUCAGGCAGGAAAUUCAGCCCAUUCAGUGGAGCCCAGUGCUGGAGUGAGGCUUUUACAGCAGCCAAAGCACAGUAACAGUACUAUUUCCCAGGCUCCUAGGGACAUCCCAGACCAAAACAGGUACCUUUCACUGAAAGAGGAGAUGUAUGGGCUUUCCCAUAUCCCAGAACAUCUAAUGCAUAUUUACAAUCAGCCUAUUGCUAUUCUUCAAACUUCAGACCUUUUCCACUCCCCAGAACAGCUGCAUCCUGCUAAAUCAGCAACUUUGCCAAGGAAAGGGCAGCUGGUGUACGGCCCCAUGUUGGAGCCCAUGAGUCGGGACAGUUACAUGCAAACACUCCCCAAAAUGCCAGUGCACUCUCAUCCCCAGCCUUCUGCCUGCAGAGAUGAGAGCAGCGCCCUGGAUGGUGAAGAGGGCUUGCCUUCCCAAGCAUCCAACUGGGGCAGGUACACCAACAGCUUGCUGGAAUCUGUCUCUGUUCCUGGGACCCUGAAUGAAGCAGUGGUAAUGACUCCCUUUUCAUCUGAACUUCAAGGGAUUUCAGAGCAAACACUGCUGGAGCUCUCUAAAGGAAAACCAUCUCCGCAUCCUCGGGCGUGGUUUGUGUCCUUGGAUGGAAAGCCAAUUGCUCAAGUGAGGCAUUCUUUCAUAGAUCUGAAAAAGGGCAAAAAAACUGAGAGUAAUGAUACCAGUCUGGACUCUGGUGUGGACAUGAAUGAGCAUCAUCCUAGCAGGAAACUGGAGAGAGAGAAAACUUUCAUUAAAAGCAUGCCACAUUCUAAGAUUCUUUACUUGGAAGAUCUGGAUCUGAGUUGCAGUGAAAGCGGGACCACUGUUUGCACUCCAGAGGACCAGGCUGUGAGACACAUCAUGGAAGGAGGGAACGGGCCAGUCCUAGAACAACACAAUGAGGAAGGUCUGAGGAAAAAAUCUCUGCCAGGAAGUCAUGAAUCUGGUAUCCCUUCUGCUAAAAAAAGGGAUAGACCACCUCUCAUGAAAAGAGAUAGCAAAACCAAUAUCUGGAAGAAAAGAGAGGAGAGGCCGCUUAUUCCUAUAAAUUAAAACACAAAAAACACAAUGUGCUUUGUGCUGUUGCUCUCCCUGCUGGUUGUUGAUCUCUUGCCUGCUUCUGUAAUUCUGCAGUGUUGGGUUUACAAGGGAAAUGUUGUUUUCUAGUAUCGAGAAAAGUUUCAUUUUUUUAACAUAAAGAUUGAGUUACCAAACUUCAGCUGGGCAGCUGAUAUUCCAUGUGAAUUGAAAACAGGGAAAUGCUACUAUUAAACUUUUCCAGUUCCUAAUUUUACUGGCAGUAUGAGGAAGGCCCACAUUUUACUUAGCCUGUCAUUCUUGGACACACCUUUGGGAAUGCACAGUGAGAAAUGUAGGCACGUGGUUUAAUUUUUUUGUACUUGUUGCUAAUGCAAUGGUAGCCUAGUUAAAGCCAUUCCUAGCCUUGUUCCUAACCAACGUGACCAUCUGUACAGUAUUUUAUAUGUGAACUUUUCUAGCUGUCUGUUACUACUCCUUUGUACAAUGUGAAACGUUUCAUCCCUUGGUCCCACGACACCAGCAGAUGAGCUGUGCUGGAUUUCUCAGCAGAGCUCUAUAGCAUUACUGCCCUCCCUGUGUGCCCACCCAUGUGCAAUUCCAUACAACACUGGGGGAAGUGUACAAGUGUGGCCACUGCAGCUCAUGGUCCCCACUACCUUAAGGUGUUGCCCAUCUGCUUUGUUUAGAUGUGCUUUGUUAUGGCCUGUGGGUGUUCAUGGGCUGUGAAGGGUCCAUGUCCAGCAGAAAAGGACUGGUUCUGGUAGCAUUUGGAGCUGCAGCUACUCCUGAUCCCAGUGUCUUCUUUUGGCUUCUUUGUCAGUGAACAUCUUCUCUUCUCUAUGCUGUUGGGCCAGCUGUGCUCCAGAAUAUAGCCUUGAAUCUCUGCCUAUUUAUAAGUGAGGGUUUGGCCCAUGAUGAAGAAGUGUGCAGGAUUAGACAAAUUAUGCCUUGGAAAGAGGUUCUUGAGCAGGAAAGCUGGGCACCGUUGCUUUUUAUUUUAUGUUUAAACCAAUGGGAGAUCAUUUGAGGUUUAUGUGCCUACAUUUUGCCAGCCUGAGCUGCUUUUGUCUAGGUUUGCAGAGGAGUUAAACAGGCUUUAAAAGUUGGGGAGGGAGGGUUAUGAGCAUGAGACAGCAGAUUGCAAAAAUUUGGUCUAUAAUGCAAUAUAAAUACAUUUAUGACUCAUCUUAGAGUUAAAUUUACCAAAAGUCAUGAAUGCAUGAAUUGUAACUAAGAUAUGUAUAGAGGAAGGAAAGGCCAUCAGAAUAUUCUUUAAUUUUUAUGUUCAUCUUGUCAAAGUGAUCAUUUCAACUUUGGCUAACAGAAAAAUGGAUGCAUCUCUUAAUGUGCUUCAUAUAGUGAACAGAAUGUAUUUCUGUGGCUUUGAGGCUGUUUCCCUGAUGAAAUAAGUUCCAGCAUUUUGGCUUUGGCAGUUUGAUUAUAAAUCAUCCUAAAAAGGCUUUAUAAAUAUUUCCUUAGAGCUUGGUUAAGGGUCUGUACCAAGACCCAGACAUACAAUGCCUAUAUUUGAAUUGUGAGGUGAGUGGUGCUUGGUUGUCUGCCCUGUAGUGCACUCAAGAGUUGGGAGCUAUCCUAUGCAGCUGGGCUUCUGGGAAUAUUUACUCAGGAAAUAUUACUGUGAAAUAUGUCUGUGGUGUUGGGAUUGUCAGUUGUCUGUAGCUGUUUCUAGAAGAAUAUGGAAGAUAACCAGGAUGGUACCAGCAAUGCAUCAGUCCAAAGUGAGCAUUUGCUUCAUGAACAAAAUGUUCCUAUUGAAUUCAUAAGUAUGAAAGUGCAAAUUAAAUUUGAGACAGGUGUGUAUGUGUGUGGUGGGUUGGCCUUGGCUGGAUGCCAGGUGCUCAUCAAGCUGCUCUAUUGCUCCCUGUUCCCAGCGGGAUGGGGAGAGAAAAUAAGAUGGAAAACAACUCCUGGAUUGAGAUAAAGCAGUUUACUAAGGAAAAAGCAAAUUUGGUGAGUGCACAAAGAGAAAAAAAAUAGGUUUGUUCUCUACUUCUCAUCAGCAAGCAAUGUGUGGCUGCUUCUUGGGAAGCAGGGCUUCAACACGUGUAGUGGUUGCUCCAGAAGGCAAACCUUGUAAAUAACAAAUAUCUCCACUUCCUCCUCCUUUCCUUAGCUUUUAUAUCUGAGCUGGUGUCACAUGGUAUGGAACAUCCCUUUGGUUGAUUUGGGUCAUUUGUGUCCCCUGCCAGGAUCUUGCCCACCCCAGCCUGCUGGUUGGCUGGGACUGUUGAGAGUCAGCACUGAUGCUGUGCCAGCCCUGCCCAGCAGUGGCCAAAGCACUGGUGUGUUCUCAGCACCUUUCCAGCUCCCAGGGCAAAGCACAAUGCUGGGAAGGCUGCUGUGGGGAAUGAACUCAUCCUCAGCCACACCCCAUAUCCAGUGGGCAUCACCAUCACAGGUGGGAAUCUCAGCUCCUGUGCCUGGAGCACCUCCUCCUCCUCCUUCAGCACUGACCUUGGUAUCUGCAGAGUUGUUCCUCUCACAUGUUCUCACCCUGCUCUUCUCUGGCCACAAUUACCUCUGCACAAUAACUCCUUCUCAAAUCUGUUACCACACAGGUGUGUGUCACCAUCAUUUCUGACUGGCCCAGCCUUGGUCAGCAGCACCUCUGUCCUGGAGCUGCUGGCAUUGGUUCUGCUGGACACCAGGGAAGCUUCUGGCAGCUUCUCAUCCCUGUAAACCUCCCCACCCCCCACUAAAAAACACAUGGUGAAGCAACUGUCCCCUGCUACAGCAGGUAUCCUGGAAUUACCUGUGGGGGACCCACACUGGAGGCAGGCUGAGCCUCAAGGACUGCACCUUUUGAAAGAGUGAACCAUGUUUGGAGCUGUUUAUGGAGAACUGCUGCCCUUGAGAAGGACUCAAACUGGAGAAGUUCAUGGAGAGCAGCCUCCUGUGGGAUAAACCCUGUGCUGGAGCAGGGGAAGGACUUCUGUCCUUGAGCAGUGUCAGAAACCAGAUGUGAUGGACUGACCCAUUCCUGUCCCAGAAACCAGAUGUGAUGGACUGACCCAUUCCUGUCCCAGAAACCAGAUGUGAUGGACUGACCCAUUCCUGUGUCAGAAACCACACAUGGUGAACUGACCCAUUCCUGUCUCCCUGUGUCACUGAGGGGAGGAAGUAGAGCUGGGAAAGAGGGAAGGGUGGGGAGAAGGUGUUUCUAAGAUUUAUUUCCCUUGUCUUAUCCUGCUCUGGUUUUGUCAGUAAUAAAUUCAGUUAAUAUCCCCAAGGUGAGUGAAUCUGUUCUGCCUGUGACAGUAUUCAGUGAAUGAUCUCUCCUUACCUCAGUUCAGGAGCCUUUCAUUGGAUUUUCUCUCCUCUAUCCACUUUGUGCAAGGGAUUGGUACGAGUGGCUGUGGUGGGUGCCUGGCAUCUAGCCAGGGCCAAACCACUACAGUGUGUAAAUAAGUCUGUAAUUAAAUUGGCCUCAAGAAAAAAGAGGUUUAAUUCAUCUAUUUCAGAUGUGAAGAUGGCUUGUCAUAUCAGCAUGCCUUUGGUUCUCUUUCUAGGUAACAGGAAUUUUGUUGUCCAAUACCAAAUACUUUUUCACAAGAACUUUUUGUUUUUUUAAUGUAUGGUUGUACUGGAUUUUUUAAUAUGACUUUCUAGGCCCAGAUAUUGAUCACUUCAUCCUUUGCUUUGUUGUAUACAUUAGUAGGAAUCAAUUUAUAUAUGCACAUUUCUUCUGAAAGCUGCCCUUGAGGUUCAAUAUUGCUCUUUUUGCAGAGUUGCAUUGGUUCUGAUGGCUCCCUUUUCAACAAGAGAUUAUUAUACAUUCUGUUGAACAUCAUAGAAAAUCCCUGACAAGCUAAUGGUUUUAAGGAAUUCAUAUCAAGUUAAUAUGUCUUUACUUGAAAUUUUAUUCACUUACAGUAAUAUUUCAGAUUUUUAAAAUGCAUUUUUCAUUGUAUAUACCAAAAAGACCUAAUUUCUCAAACUUACUUGUAUCAUCAAAAAAUAUACAGACUACUAUAAAUGGCUUUAUUUACAUGAGUUCAAAGGAAACAAGUUUGGCACUCCAUUGUUCUCAUUCUCUGACAGAGUGGGUGUCUGGUUGUUAAAGAAAAAGGAUUAGAAAUCCAACUCUAUAAAUUAUUAUGAUUCAAAUUCAUACAGAAUAUUUCUAAAUAUAUCAGUCUUCACAUUCCAGCUGUAUGUUGGAAGUUAUGCACUGGAAAAACCUGUAUUGCCUGCUGGAGAUUAGAAUUCUUUUUGGCUUUAGAUCAUUUAAAGGAGGAGUUUGACUAUGCUGAGCUCUAAAAAUUUUAAUUCCACAAAACAUUCUGUGUGAUGUGUAACAUGUAGAGAACACAGAAUGUCACAGUGAAGUGUCACAAACUUAUGGUUUUCCAUAUUUCUCUAUAUAAUUUCAACAUAUGAAUUUAUAGGAGUCACUGAAUUUAUUUUUUAAAUUUUUUUUUAGUUGGCUCUUUGUGGCAUUAACAGACUGUUCAAAUGCUGCUGCCAGAAUUAGGCCUAUACAAAAAUUAGCAAGGAUUUGUGGCACACAGCUCUUGGAAAGGCUGGGGAAACAUUCAGAGGUUUUUACUUCUUUGAAUCUGGAGGUUGCUUACCUUGAGAAUAAGAAGGGAGAAAUGUCUGUGAGCCCCUUCUAAGGAGAGGGGAAUGAGUAAGGAAAAUUGGAAAGGAUACAGCUUCUUUCUGAUGCUAGUUUGCAAACUGAUAUGUGUUUGGGCUUUGGUGGAAUCAACUCUUUCUGAAGAACACAAAUGUUGGCAACACUUAUGUCUCAGUUCUUCACAAGGCACUUCUUGAGCUGUCAGCUUUUGCAAGAAAAGCCCUUAUUUAUGUACAUAUAGUUUUAAGUGCAAGCUCAUUGACAGUGAUUUUUAGAUUGUUACCAAAUGUUAGAUAUUAAAAAUGCUAGAUAUUAAAUUUUUUUUUAAUUAAAAAUUUAAAAAAUGAUAGAUGAAAAAAAAGGUGAGGGAAUCACUUAAAAAUCACAUUUGAUUAAGAGAGAAAAAGUCCUUCUAGUGCAAUCAGAAAAUAGAGCUCUGGUAUUACAAACCUGGAAGUAAAAAAUAUGUGUUGAUCAGGGACAUUUUUUAUCACCAUAAAUCUAGAGGUGACACACCAAAAAUAAUCCAGGAUGUAGGAAUGUUUAGUUGUCUCCUUUGUUUUUAUGCAGAGAUUUGUACCAAAGAGGAUGAAAUGAACUGGCACCAGUAUAGAUUCUUGUUAGUUAAAAAGUGACAAAGUUUCACAACACUACUGAUCAAACACUGUGCAAAUGAAAAGGCAGUGCACUACAUCUGUUGUCUAGUGUUUCACAUUAGGAAAAUCUGGAGAUAAAUUAGCCUGCUGAAGUGCCUUUCUCUUUCAUCAGACUUAUUUUAUCAGUGGGACACCUGACUAUCUGAAAGCACAUUAUGGUUUUAUUUUCUGUUAGCCAAACCCCCCUGAAUUCAUAUAAUUAUGUAGCUUUUAUAAUAUUUUAAGAGGCAGAUCUAGUGCUUUUUAUGUUGGAAUACUGACUUCUGCAUGUUGAUGAUGAUGGUAGUUGUUGUAAAACCUAGUUUUGAUAUUUUAUGUUUGAAAAGAAAUUUUAAAAAUAUAUCUUUAGCAAUCUGAACAGUAGUGUCUUUUAAAAAUGCUCAUAUGGGAUCUGAUUCAACUUUGUGUGUCAAGUGCAAGCAUCUUGAAGUCACUGGAUUUACAGGUAUGAAACUGACUGGGAUAUUAACUUAAAAAAUGAAAUUAACAUAUGUUUAUAUAUAGACUAUUACAACAAUAAAAGUCCUUUUUUAGCUGCUAACUUUGCUUGUGAGUAGCAGCAGAAAUUGUAUGGAGAUCAGUAGGUAAUUCUUAUUUUCUAUAACCAAUUUUCAUCUCAAUUUGGAGCCGAACCUGCAUUGGUUUUUAAUAGCUUUCUAAUUUUUUUUUAAAUUCAGUGGUAUUAUGAAAACAUAGUACUAUGCCUACAGAGCUAAAGAUGAGCAUUCUUUUAUAGUAAUUUGUACUAAUUUGUGCCACACUUCUAACAGUAGGCAGCUACAUUUGUGUUAAAGAAUUUAUAUGAAAGGUGAUUUAAAUGACUUGAAUCUGAGCUUCGUUUCCUUUUAAAAGCAGUAUUCAUUGUGUUCUGGAAAAAAUAAAUAGCUUCAGGGUUUUUUUAAUACUGAUAGGGCAAAUACUGUCAUUUCUUGUUUUGCUAGCACCCUCAGCCUGAAAACUGUUUUACCAAAUGAAUUUUUUCAUUCGGUUUUAGGACUUACUGAACAUUCCUAUAUUCCCCCUCCCCAAGACAUCCUGGUACUUUAUUCCCCAGGUAAAGGAUUUAGUUCCUUUGAAGCACUCGUUGCACUUCAGUCCACGUUAGAACAGUACUAUUUUUACAUGUCACUGUGUAGAAAGGCAGUUUUUAGUGCUCGUUGGAGCAUGUUACUCGUGCAAAGCGUGGCUCUGGGUGUUGCAAGGCAGGUGAACUCAUGGCCCUGACUGUGCUCACCACCCUGAAUUCUGGAGCCUCAUAUUCAACAAAUGCUUCAUGACCUCAGCAAUUAUUUUCAAAAUCUCUCUAGUAUGGAUAUGGUUUAUGUAAAACAUUCUUGAUAUUUGGCAUCCUGGUUUUAAGUAUUUCUACCUUUUUAUAUUUUGUCAGAGGUGUCUUUUCAUCUCUGUAUUUACUACAGUAUCAGUGUAUCUGUUGCUGAAAAUGUAACUAAGGUUUGUAAAAUGUUACAGCUUAUGCAAUAUAAUAAAAAUUUGAAAAAGUUA